AUGAUCAAAGUCUCUUCCUGCACUUACCUCUUUUAUUCUGGAACAGGAGAUCAAAUUACUUCGAAUGCCACUUGGUUAGAGGACACAGCGGUGUUGUCUGCUGUGCCAGAGCCAGCAGCAGUAUCUGGUUCAUCUGCUGCAUUUUGUUUCAAGUUUCAGAGUCUGCCUACCACAAAACUCCACAUGGCCAGCAGUCUUACCUCUUCCCACUUGGAACAGCCCCCAGACAGGCAGGGCCUACUUUAUAAGAAAAGUAACCGCGCUGCUUCCUACCAGCCCUGCUGGUGUGAGCUCCGAGGAAAUCUCCUUUUCUGCCGGGAACAGUCCGGAGACCGAGCUCAUUUUCAGCUCAUUGUUUUGGAAGGCUGCACGGUGGAAUUGCAGGAAUCUUCAUCAGAGCCACACACCUUUAAAAUCUGCUACCCCAAUGAUUUGCCUGAUCAGUCGUAUAAGAUGGCUGCUGAGAACCAAAAAACCAUGGAAGAUUGGGUGCGGGCGCUGAGCACAGCAGGGUUUGAGUACCUCCGAGCUUUGGUUACUGAGCUGGAAGGGCAAUUUCACAGGCUGAAGAGCCAACAGUACUCUAAGGAAGAAGCAAGACACAAGGCAACAGACCUUACACUGCCAUCUUCAACGCUGGCAAAACAAAGAAGACUCACUCAUAUGGAUUUUGCUUGCCUCCAUUAUGAAUUUGGAGAGGCUGUUGUAAGAGCUAAGCAACAGUGGCAGGAGGGAAAGAGAAAGCAGGUUCCAGAAAGCGAGAGCGUAAUACAUUUUGAAUAGGACAAUCAGCAAUCCCAAACAUUUGGCUGUAACCAAUGAAUUCUGGGACACCUAAAGUUUUAGUUGGUAUCUGUGAAAAAGAUAAAUCUCAUUUUAAAACAUUCCUUGUUUUUUAAAAGAAAUGCUUUUAAUAAAUGUGUAUUUUGAAAAA
This is a messenger RNA of Candoia aspera, 934 nucleotides long. Its product is annotated as sesquipedalian-1-like. NCBI's taxonomy places the organism in Eukaryota, Metazoa, Chordata, Lepidosauria, Squamata, Candoiidae. Gene Ontology annotation, biological process: retrograde transport, endosome to Golgi; receptor recycling; endosome organization. Bases 1 to 783 code for a protein of 260 amino acids. The record is from RefSeq and is a predicted model, not a curated record. Gene Ontology annotation, cellular component: early endosome; recycling endosome; trans-Golgi network. The transcript has 3 exons.